AUGCAGACAUUCCAAAAACCGGAGAACGCUCUGAAGAGAGCAGAAGAACUGCAGUUCAUUGGACAAAAUGAAGACGCCCUCCAAAUUCUUCACGCAGCCAUAGGGCACAGAACAUUUCGACUACAAGGAUGGCACAUACUGCAAGAACAAAUUAUGCUGAGGUAUAUCGAAUUCUGCCUAUACCUAGAGAAGUUAAGCUUAGUAAAAGAUGGCUUGCAUCAGUAUAGAAUUAUUUGUCAGCAUGGAAACAUUGCAUCGUUAGGAAAAGUGAUCACUGAUUUUAGAGACAAGGCUGAGGAGAAAGUUCGAUUGGCCAAGGAGAAUAUGAACCUAAAUAAAGAAAAAAUAGAACAAGAUGAAAGCAACGUUGAUUUUACAGAAAAAAUUUUAAUAUCCUCCUUGGACAUUGAAAUAUCGGGAAAGUAUGAGAGGAAGUUGCAAAAUUCGUUUAGGAUAUGUAUGGAAACGUAUAAGAUGAUUUUGGAAAUAUUGAGGGCCACCCCCAAGUUGGAGAAGGCUUACCAUGAAACGGCAAAAAAGGCUCUCAUUUUCUGUAAAGAAAAUAAAAGAUUGACAGAAUUUAAAAAGCUAAGUGAUUUGUUAAGGAAUCACUACAAUUUAAUUUUAAGGGGAAAACACAAACCAGAAUAUCAGUCUUUACUUAAAAUUGAGUACCACCUAGAAACAAAAAUAAUUCAGUUGGAAGCGGCGUGCGAACUGGGUAUGUGGAAGGAGGCAUCAAACAUUGCAGAGGAUAUUUACAAUUUGAAUAUGCACGAUUAUUUUUAUCGAACGCUGAGGGCUAACAUCGUAGAGGCGGAAGCCGCUGCCGCAGGGGAAGGUUCCACGCGUAAGGCAGACAAAGAGAAGGGGCCUUUAAAAAGCGAUAGCAAUGAGGCUAACAAAAAGGGAAAGGAUGAAAGCAAACAGGAGGAGGAGGGAGAUUCAUCUAACGUAGAAAAGAAAGAUGGAACGAACGAAACGAAAGAUACCAAAGUGGAAGGUGCACACACCGUUGCACAUGUAAAUGAAAGUAGCGGAAAUGUAAAUUAUGCAUUAGCCAAAUCGAGGGAAAAUUUAAAAAACUGGAUUGGAACGUUUUACCAAAGAAUGGCAGAUAUCCUAUUUGUGUACGAUAGCGAACUGUUUCAUGGCCUGGCCUGGUUAAAGUACUGUUUCCACAUUCUAAAUUACAGUAAAAACAUCCCAGAGGAGGAGAAAACCUUCAUAUGCACGAAGGCCGUCUUAGCUGUCAUAUCCAUUCCGCUAGUUGGAAAUAAAAAGAAAAAUGAAGAUUAUGCCAAGAUAUUUGAAGCACAUAAGAAAAUGUCCCAGUUGUUAGGCCACACCAGCGUACCAAUAAAGGAGUCUUUAAAAAAUGGACUAAAAGUAAGAAACAUUAUAAGUUAUGCGGAUGAAAGUGUGCAGAAGUUGUAUUCCCUGGUGGAAAAUCAGUUCACCCCGUUAAGCUUAUGUCUAGAGUGCGAUGUGCUGCUGAAGGAGUUGGAGAAUACGGAGCAUAAGGUGUACAUAGGCAAAAUUAAGGAAGUGAUUUUCCACAAGUUAAUUUUGCAACUCUCCAAGGUGUACAGUCAUAUUUCCAUCGAUUAUUUUAUCGAGAAUAUUUGCCCUGAAUCUUUCAUCCCAUGGAAUGAGGCAGAAACGAUGUUAGUCGACUUGGUUUAUCAAAAGGAGAUAGAAAUGAGAAUCGACCUAAUUAAAAAAGCCAUUUAUUUUGGAGAUAAGGAAAAUACAAACAGCAGCAAAUUAAUCAAGGAGUCACUGACAAAUCUGUACCAUGAAUUACAAACCGGUUUGAAAAUGAUAAACGAAACGAUUUCCAUCGAAAAUGAAGUGGAGCAUCUACACAUGAAAAAGCUCACGUAUGAAAAAGAAUUUGAUAUGCUAGAUAGAGGUCACCAUAAAAUAAUGAAUUACGAAACAGCCAACAUUGAAGAUAUAAUCGACAAUGAAGUUUUUGAGGAUAAACCAAUUGAAGACGAAAAACUACUCAAAAAGAUUUACGACAAAAUUGACGAAGAACAUCACAAGUUCCAACUGAUAAGUGAAGAAAACAGCAGGAAGAGAAAGGAGCUACUGAGGAAGCAGAAAGAACUAGAACAAGCACAAUUAAAAUUGAAGAUGGAGAAAAAAUUACUAGAAGAAAAAUUAGAAAAGGAAAAAAGAGAGGAACUAGCCAAAAAAGGAGAAAAACUAAGAAUUAAAGAAGAAAAAACGAAGAAAAAAUCAGAAGCAGCUGAACAAAUGUUAAAGGAAAUUAAAAAAUUAUGUACUAACAAUACAGGCAAAAUUUUAAUGAAAGGAAAAUACCUUGACGAAAUUACCAUUGAAGAUAUACUUAACGGUUACGUAGAUUUUGAAGAUAUUGAAGAGGCACAAGAAAAGUUAAGACUAAAUGAAAGGAAUGAAAUUAUCAAAGUUAGGAAAAUGGAAUAUAAAAAAGUGGAUCAUUAUUUUAGAGCUUUAAGACAAGUUGAACUGAGCCAUAUGAACAAAUGGAUAGCCCUCGUUUUCCAGGAGGACACAGAAAUUUUGCUACAGGAACAGAAAGCAGCGGAGGAAGAACAGAAAGCCGACUUCGAAGCUGCACUCAAGGAAAAGGAGGAAUACGUCAAAUUCUCCAAAGAUAUUGAAGAAUUUACCAAGAGCGAAAUGAAAGAUAGAAUUGUGGAAUUUGAAAAGAAUUUGAAAGAUCAGAAGAAUCGCCUACAUCAAUUACUAAAGGAUGAAAAGAUCCAAAGGGCAAAGGACAGGAGAGAACAACAUUUAAGAAAACUCAAAGCGGAAGAAGAAAGGAAAAGAAGGGAGGAAGAAGAGGAAAGAUUAAUGAAGGAAGAAAUGGAAAGGAAAAAGAAAGAAGAAGCCCAUAGGAAGAAACUUGACGAGAUUAGCAGAAUUCAAAGGGAAAGAGACUUAGAAAUUGAACAACAACUCUUAAAGAGAAAAGAAGAAUCCAGAAAUGGAGAUAAAUAUUAUAGGAAAUCUUCCUACGAAGAGGACUUCGCAUGGAAAAGGGGUGAUAAUAAGGCAGGCUCCCAACAUGACGAGGAUAAUAAUUAUAAACGACUCGACGAUGCGCAGGAUAGCUCCUACAUGGAUAGGUCGGACAGACGUGAAAGGAGAGAUUGGUCAAGCAGGGACAAGGAAAGAGACAGAGAACGGGAACGCGAACGGGAGAGCGAACGAGACAGGAUGUACAGAAAAGAUAAGGAAUACAGGAGAGACAGGUCGAAAGACAGAGAAAUGGAGAGACCUAGGGACAGAGAUAGAGAAUACCGAAAGGAAAGGGAUUACAGGGCAGACAGAGACAGAGAAUAUAGAAGUUAUCGAGAUAAGGAAAGAGACAGGGACAGAGACUACAGAGGAGACCGAUAUAGGGACUACAGAAGGGACGAUUACCACAGAAGAGAUAGGGAUUAUAAAAACGACCGAGAUGAUAAACUAGACAGGGACUAUAAAAAAGGUGAAAGAAGUGGCAAAAGCGAACAGGAAAGGAGAAGAGACAAGGACGAAGAAGAAUAUGAAAGAAACGAUUCGGACGUAAAGAAAAACCAUGACAUGCAUGACGAAGGGGAUAGUGCAAAGGUGGAGAAAGGCAAAGAAGGCCACUCAGAUAACGAUUCUGACGGGGCCAACCACCAUCAUGUGAAGGAGAAAGAAAAAAUGACCAACGGGAAAGAUAUAACAAAAACCGAACAGGUGAAGAAUGAAGAAGGUUCCGAUGGAGGCGGGGACUUCACUGUAUUCAAGAAGAAAAAAAGAGGCUUUAUGAAAUUCUUUUGA
Molecule: messenger RNA, 3804 nt
Organism: Plasmodium coatneyi
Lineage: Eukaryota; Apicomplexa; Aconoidasida; Haemosporida; Plasmodiidae
Product: Eukaryotic translation initiation factor 3 subunit A
Exons: 1
Coding region: 1-3804 (1267 amino acids)
Biological process (GO): translation reinitiation; formation of cytoplasmic translation initiation complex
Cellular component (GO): eukaryotic translation initiation factor 3 complex, eIF3m; eukaryotic translation initiation factor 3 complex, eIF3e; multi-eIF complex
Molecular function (GO): translation initiation factor activity; mRNA binding
Source: RefSeq, a predicted model, not a curated record